This is a messenger RNA of Durio zibethinus, 3274 nucleotides long. RefSeq names its product homeobox protein BEL1 homolog. The record is from RefSeq and is a predicted model, not a curated record. Lineage: Eukaryota; Viridiplantae; Streptophyta; Magnoliopsida; Malvales; Malvaceae. Gene Ontology annotation, biological process: regulation of DNA-templated transcription. Gene Ontology annotation, molecular function: DNA binding.
ACUACUAUUAACGUGGUACUCCAUUUGUUGGUAUCAGUAUUAGUUUUUUUCGUAGGUAGUUUUGGCCUUUUGGGUGGCUAAUUUUCUUCUCUUCUCUAGUAUUGGAUAUUGGGAUUAUUCUUAGGAUUAGAAUUAGGAUUAGGAGUAAGGGUUUGAUUGAGAUAAGAAGAUAGGCUGGUCAUGUGGCGGCUUGUUGUUUGUGUAGCAGGCAAAGGACGAUCAUUACUUUCUGUUGUUGUCCAGGGAGCUGCUGCAUCAGUACUUUGGAAAGCCGGGGUUUUUAUCUUUUUAAUCAUUAUUUUAGGUCUUUAAAAUAAUAACAUUAAUUAAUAUAUGGUAGCAUUGUUAAAUGGUAUUUAACUAGUACUAUUUUUUUUCUGGAUUAUAAGUAUAUUUUAUUGUUGGUUAUGAAAUAAUUGAGGGGGGAUUUUCCUGGUUUUCUUACUUGGAAGUCUAUUUUGUAUGUAUUGUACGUACAAAAUGCAUUGACCCACUUGAGCUAGAGAGAGAGGAAAGGGAGAGAAAAGAAAAGGCAAAUCAUGUGGAGAAAAGGAGAGAGGGAGAGAGAGAAACUAUGAUCAGGGGUAUAUAGAAAGGUCUAUAUAGAAGGUCAUCAUCACCUCUGUCUCUGAUCUUCUAUUUCUAAGGAAGAUAUAUCUGAUCUUUUUGCCUGGCUUGUAUUUCUAUGGCACACCAUGUUGGCUAUUUAACAGAACAAAUUUGAGAGAAAAAAAAAACGCCAAAGAGGAACCCUUUGCUUCGCUUUUCUCAUCACCAUCAUCAUCUCCUUCUUCACCAUCUAAUUUUUCUAAUUCUUUUUCUUCUUCAUCAAUCCACCACUAAGAAAAGUCCAUUUCUGUUGAUUUUUGAACUUAGUUUCAACUUGUUCCAUAACUGCUGGUUUAUGGCUUCCCUUUCUUCCUGGAGUGAAUCUUGAUGGAAUUGUAGUUGCAGAAUCAGCAUCAACUUUUGAUCAGUAUCUGAGACGCUAGUGUGCAGGAGAAGCAUAAACAUAAAGGAAGAAAAGGAAGAGAAAAAAAAAUUUUAAUUUGGAUUACAUGGCUAGAGAACUGUGUGAAGAUAAAUCAAGGAAUAUUGUCUCAUCAACUGGUUUUUGUUACUCAGAUGUUUCAUCUGGUAACUCAACCAUGCAAUCCCAUCUGGUGAAUCAGAUCCAAGGCUUUGAAACCAACCCAGAGAUCUUCAAUUUGACAACAGGCAUGGAAAUGAUAGGGUUUUCAAAGAAUCUACAGCAACAAGGUGACAGCAACACGGUCAUGUGGAAAGGGUUCUUCAACAAACAUGGAAGCAACCCUGGUCCUUCUUCUUCGAAGACAAUCAACGAGUCAACGAGCGAUUUCUAUCAACAUGAAUUCCACAAACCUGAGUUCACAACUGGGAUAUCUGAAACUAGUACAGAGAAUCUAAUAGUUGGACCUGAGUCAGGCCCUUGGCAAGAGAACAGGUUGCUUGUUGAUGAUUCUUCUUUGAGGUGUGUUUUUCCUUGUGAAGGAAACGAGAGGCCCAGUCAAGGUCUUUCACUCUCUCUUUCAUCAAGUAAUCCUACUAGCAUCGGGCUACAGUCUUUUGAACUCAGACAAACGGCCAGUCACAGUAAUCAUGAUCAGCAAGAUGAUAUGAGGUUUAUUGGUUCAAGUUCUAGAGAUGGUUUCUUUGGAAAGCCUGCUAAUAUUCAACAGCAACAACAAAUGAUCCAAGACGGAUUUCUGGGAAAAGCUGCAAAUCUACAGCAGUUUCAACUCAGGAGUUCAAAGUACUUGGGUCCUGCACAGGAACUUUUGAAUGAGUUUUGCAGCCUGGGAACAAAGCAAAUUGAUGCAUCAAAGCAAAAGCAGACCCAUAAGACCAAACAGUGGGAUGAUGAGAAUGAAGCUAGCUCUUCAAGGAAGCAAACCCUUUAUUCCCUUGACUUCAUGGAGUUACAGAAAAGAAAAACCAAGCUGCUUUCAAUGCUGGAAGAGGUGGAUAGAAGAUACAGGCACUACUGUGAUCAAAUGAAAGCCGUGGUAUCUUCCUUCGAAGCUGUGGCUGGCACCGGGGCAGCAUCAGUGUAUUCAGCUUUAGCCUCCAAGGCCAUGUCAAGGCAUUUUAGAUGUUUAAGGGAUGGGAUUGUUAGUCAGAUUCAGGCUACAAGGAAGGCCAUGGGAGAAAAAGACCCAGUUGCACCGGGCACAACGAGAGGCGAAACACCAAGUCUAAGGAUCCUUGAUCAAGCUUUGAGGCAACAAAGGGCUUUUCAACAGAUGAGCAUGAUGGAGAGCCACCCAUGGCGACCCCAAAGAGGCCUGCCGGAAAGAUCUGUUUCUGUUCUUCGAGCUUGGUUGUUUGAGCAUUUCCUUCACCCGUAUCCAAGCGAUGUUGAUAAACAUAUCUUAGCCCGCCAAACCGGUCUCUCAAGAAGCCAGGUAUCCAAUUGGUUCAUUAAUGCUAGAGUGAGACUAUGGAAACCAAUGGUGGAAGAAAUGUACUUGGAAGAAACGAAGGAGCACGAAAACAACAUGGCCUCCCCAGAUGGAGUUACUGAUGGUGAUGAUAAUAUUAGCCGGCUUAAUCAAAAUAUUCCUCCCACAGAUCAGAAACCCACCCCGGACCAGCUCGUUCGAGUUGAUUCGGAAUGUCUGUCUUCCAUUAUCACUAAUACAGAUAAAAAUGAUGCAAAAAGUAGUGCCAAAGCCCUUCAAAACCAGCACUUGCAUCAGCAGCAACAAAAUUUUGGAACUUAUGGUGCCAUGGAAUUGGACUUCUCUUCCUACGGUCACCACACAACGGGUGGGGUAUCUUAUGGAAGUGAUCACAAUGCUAAUCAAAGUUUCAAUGGUGGAGGCGUGUCAUUGACGUUAGGGUUGCAACAACAUGGUGGGACUGGGGUGAGCUUAGCCUUCUCGCCGGCAUCACAAAGUUCUCUCUUUUACCCUAGAGACCACAUUGAAGAUUGUCAACCAGUUCAGUACUCACUUUUGGAUGGUGAGGGACAGCAUUUGCCUUACAGGAACUUGAUGGGAGCACAGUUGCUUCACGAUUUGGCAGGAUAACAAGGAAGGGAAAAAAGGGCUAAAUCAGAUUUGUUGGUGGGGUUCAUUUAGUUCUCAUCAAAGGAUGGAAAUGGCAGAUAAAUAGUUUAGGUGGCACAGAUAGAUACUGAAUACAUAUAUAUACAUAAAGCUACACUUGUUAUUUUGGAUAUAUACUAUGAACAUUAGUUCACUGGCUGGUAGCUCUUUUCAAUUGGAAGAACAUGUUUAUUUACUGCAAG